AUUGGUAGGUGCUUUUUUCGGGUGACCUCAAGUAGUCUUUUGUUGCUGGAUUUAUGGAAAACUACUUGUUUUUAUAUUUGUAUCCUUUUUUUUUAUUUUACUACCCAAGUUAUAACAUUCUGUGUAAUCAGGAAUCCCCAUUGGAGACCAACCUCUUAUGCCAGCUAAGCAUGAAAAAGCAUUAAAGUUGGCCCCUGGAUAUCCGAUAAAUGUGCUGCAUUAAAGAAUUGUGAAGAUGGAACCCUUUUCACAGUUGUCUUCUUUGACAGGGGAAGUCAAACCCGAGGAAUAUAUUCUGCCACAUUACAAAGAAUCAUAUCGCUUAGCUAUUGAUGCUUUAGUGGAUGGAGGUCAGCAAAGUUAUCAGGAAUUUCUCACAAAUGAAAAGCUUGGCGAUUUUCUGUCAGAGGAAGAGCUUGCAUUUAUCACAGAGAAUGCAGAGAAGCCUCCUCAGGUAAACCCAUUAGAUCCCUGCGAGGACAUUCAGGAUGACUCAUCCUCCACUGGAACCUACUGGCCUGUUGAGUCUGAUGUGGAAACCCCAGACCUGGACCUUGGCUGGCCAUGUUUUCUACCUGAACUGUCAAACAAGACCAAUGUAGAUCUGUAUUUCCACCCACCUCGUCAGAAUUGCCCCACGAUAAAAGAAGUGAUAAGAAAAUCAAUACAGGACGCAAGAAAGGUCAUUGCAAUUGUGAUGGAUGUAUUCACCGAUGUGGACAUAUUCAAGGAAAUUGUAGAUGCUUCAGUCCGAGGAGUUCCAGUUUAUCUCUUGCUUGAUGAAUUUCAGUUUAAAAGCUUUCUUACUAUGGCUGAGAAACAAGAAGUUCAAGUUCAGAGACUCAGGAAUAUGAGGGUGCGGACAAUAAAAGGACAAGAAUAUCUCUGCAGAUCUGGAGCAAAGUUUCAUGGUGCUCUGGAACAGAAAUUUCUGUUGGUGGAUUGUCACACAGUGGUGUAUGGAUCGUACAGCUUUAUGUGGUCCUUUGAGAAGAUCAACCUCAGUAUGGUACAGGUCAUUACAGGCCAACUUGUUGAAUGUUAUGAUGAAGAAUUUAGGACACUCUUUGCCCGCUCUGCUAUUCCAAAUAUAUUUUCUCCAGAGAAUGUUGCACCAGACGUUAGGCAAGAAAGAUGGCAGAAUGGCACAAGUGCAGUGUCUGCGUAUGUUUCGCAUGGUCAGCCAUUUGAUAAAAGAGACAAACUAAGGCAUACUCUUGAUACAGUGUAUAUGAAGGCUUGUGGAAGACAGCUCAACGUAACAAACAACAUGGGGGAGAUGGAUAGCGAUGAAACAUAUCAACAAAGAACAUUUGGCUAUAGACCAGGCCCUACUGGGUUGAAUGUACAGAAUAGAAUCCAGCAGCUUCAGUCCACUGAGACAAGUAACUACUUGAAAAGACAUAGCUAUGCUGGAGAGAAGCAAGAAACCCCAUUAUAUGUUCAAAACAGGGCAUCAAACUUCGGAUCAAGUAAUUGGAAUGUAGGAAGAGAUGGUUAUGGAGCUCCAGGGAGAACUGAUUUUAAGUCAAAGUACAAUGCAUUUCAAGGUGGUGGUGGAGAACAGUUCCAAAAAGGCAGAUUAACCCAACCUUACCAUAGUUCAAAUAUGCGAAAAUCAUUUCAUGGAACUGACAGUCAUGUCCAUAUUUUGCAACAAAAUAUGCCAACCCUUGAACGUACUACAAAGUCAUUCUUACGAACCUGGCGGAUAGAGUCCUACCUUAACAACUCUGAAUCGCCACUUGAAGAUUGUGGGGAUUAUCCGGCAGCACAGUAUGAUGGUUUAGAAGUAACAGAAAACAAGCCCAACCAAAUGUACCCAGUUCAUUCUCGUCUUCGAUCAUCUCUCGUUUUUAAGUCAACCAUACCAGAGCAGCUUGAAACAAACAGUUAUGCAAGCAAUGCAUCUUCUUCCACAAUGGGCAGAGCUCAAGAUAAACACCACAAUUCUUCAGCCAAUUUAUAUUAUUCUGCUGUGCAUAGAAACCCAGCUGUGCAAACAGAAAAUAGGAUGAGACAGGAUGACUUUGUGCAAAAAAGACGCAGUUUACAGAUAUAUGAUGCCACUCUUGGUAGAACACCAGCCAAGAAUCCAGAUGUUUUACAACAAGUUGAGGGCUGUGGUUAUAAAAGACACAGUAUUAAUGAGCCAAAGCCAAGUCAGGAUUACAUUGUUAAUAAAGACAAUUCCAGUUACAUGUAUGGUACUCUUGGAAGAAGACAGCCAGACAAGUAUAUGACCAGUCAGGGUAAUAACUAUACCCAAAACAUGCACGCACUUCAAAAUCUGGAUGGCCAAAGUUCAACUUCACAGCACAGUGUUAAAAAGGAAGCAGAGAAUAAGACAUUGUCAACUUCUAAUUGGCAACCUCCUCCAUCAAGAACCAUGUCUGCAACCUCUCUUGCAGAUUCCAGGCAAAAAGAGCAAAAUGCAGGAAAAGCGAACAAGGAAAGUGAAGGUUCACCACGCUUCUUCAAAAGAAGCACCAACAAGAUUAAAUCUUUGCUUAACUUGACAGACAAGUCACCUAAAAGCAAACGCAGUUCAAACUACAAUAUAAGUGACAGUUCAGACAUUUUAGUUUCUGAUGACGAGGACCAGAAACACAGAACAAACAAAGAAAAAAACAAACUCUCCACCAGUACGGCAAACUCAGUCAAAUCUAUAGACAGCCUUGGACAUUCCAAAAUAAAUCAAAAGCUUCAGCUGAAGGAGAACCUUUUCUCAGAAGAAGCUCCAGUUUCGUCAGUACCACGAUUUAGUACAGAACAUCUCAAUAAUGAGACAGACAAAGAAGAGAAAGCCAGUGCUGUCAUAUCUCCAGCAACUUCCUCUGCUGUGGUAAAUCAUCAACCAGAGACAAGAAAAAUCCACCCAGAGAACUCCAGUGCAGUAUCACAAGCGCUCCAGAGGAAUCGUCCUAAUGACAAACGGGUUUAUAGCCGUUUUGAGUCUUUCUGCACAUUUGAAAACCAGAGCAGUAAACCGACUGAUUCAAGAGAACAGACCGUAACCACUGGAGCCAUGUACACUGCAGAGAAGAACAACAGUGUGAGCAAUCAUGGAAUAACCAAUGCAACAUUUGUACAUCAUACCUCUAUGGGAUAUCCAACAUAUUCACACAAUGACAAUAAAAUUGGUAGGUUUAUGCAGAGAUUCGUUGGGAAUUUCAUUCACAAACACAAGUAAGAGAAUGCAUUUCUAGGACUCACGCUGCCAAUGCUGAAACAGCAGCUGUCACCAUUCAUAAUAAUAAUGUCUUCCAAUUUAAACAACAAAAAAAAGAAAACUGAAAAAGGUCAACGGGGUUAGCUUUUUAUAUAUUUUUUUUUCUUGGUGGAGGACUUAGGGAAGAACUUUCAUGUCACUGAAUAAUAAUUUUAUAUUACCUCUAAGAUUGCUGUAUUUACAAGAAAUGGUUGUUUACAAUAGGAAAUAUAAAAAAAUUCAGUGGGAUUUAAAGGGGUGUUUUUACAUACAAGUUGCCAAAACUUGAAUUUCCUUGUGGGCUAUGGUAGAGAAGGAUCGGAAAAAUAGUGUAGUGGUAUUAGAUGAUUUUGUAGAAUAUCAGAAAGCGUAAAUUAAAGUUCUAAAUGAAUAAUGGUCCAGUAUUAUACUUUCCAGGAUGACAAUUUUGUUUUUAUAGUCAAAAUCCUUUGAGGAAAAAUACAAUGUUAUUGCAGCUUUGGAUGGUGUCUACUGUACAAUCAGUCAGGUACAAACAAUGUAUUUGAAAAGCACAAUCUUCGUUAAAAAUGUAAUCCACCAUUUUUUCCUAUGAAAUGGUUUAAAUGUAUAAUUUUUCUCUUCCACAACAAAUGCAGUUUAAAAUACAUGAAGGUGCAGUUUGUAAAUUACAAUUCGCAUGGUAUAAAAAACUUAGAACCCUGCUCUAUCAAAUACUUUUUUUUAGUUGGUAAUGUUAAUAAAAGGGAGUGAAUAAAACAGCCUGAGGUUAGACACCAGUUGGAUCCGUUACUGUUUAAAUAAUUCAAAUAGACUCCACUGUGAAAGCACUGCACCAUCAAGCAAAGUCUGUAGAAUUAAACUGAAAGAAACCA
Polyodon spathula (Mississippi paddlefish) is the source of this 4065-nucleotide messenger RNA. Its product is annotated as protein FAM83B-like. The record is from RefSeq and is a predicted model, not a curated record. Gene Ontology annotation, biological process: epidermal growth factor receptor signaling pathway. Gene Ontology annotation, cellular component: cytoplasm; membrane. The transcript has 5 exons. Lineage: Eukaryota; Metazoa; Chordata; Actinopteri; Acipenseriformes; Polyodontidae. The coding region runs from base 236 to 3193 and encodes 985 amino acids.